Arabidopsis lyrata subsp. lyrata is the source of this 837-nucleotide messenger RNA. RefSeq lists its product as uncharacterized. The record is from RefSeq and is a predicted model, not a curated record. Gene Ontology annotation, molecular function: ureidoglycolate lyase activity; ureidoglycolate hydrolase activity. Gene Ontology annotation, biological process: allantoin catabolic process. Lineage: Eukaryota; Viridiplantae; Streptophyta; Magnoliopsida; Brassicales; Brassicaceae. The transcript is spliced from 3 exons. Bases 50 to 619 code for a protein of 189 amino acids.
AAAAAAGGCGCUCAGAUGCAAUUUCUCUUUCAUUUUCUUGUGGUCAACGAUGGCGACAUCUCCAGUGGAAGUGAAUCUGAUCCCGAUCGAAGCUACUUCCGAGACCUUCGCAGACUAUGGUCAAAUCAUCGAAGCCUCUCGUGAUGGUGAAACUUUCGGUCCCAACGACGCUCAAUUGGAUCUCUCCAGAGGAACCCCACGGUUAUAUAUUAUGCCACUUCAAGAUACAUCCUUUAGCUUUUCCAAGAUCACACAUCACGCACACGUGACACAGUGCCUAGGAUCAAUAGGAGCUCAUGCUUGGUAUGUUGGAGUGGCUAAGCCGUCUCUUAUUGAAGAUGAUGACGAAAGGAGAGAAGAUACAGUAGAAUCAAAGUCUGGUCACUUGUACGCUCCUCCUGCGGUGGAAGAGGUGCGCGUCUUCAGGAUCUCAGGAACAAAGUUUGUUAAAUACAACCGCGGUACAUGGCAUGUUGGACCGCUCUUCAAAGAAAGCUCCAUGGACUUCUACAAUCUUGAGCUCACCGACACAGAUGUGGUGGAUGAGACGACAUAUGAUUUCAGGAAGAAUAAUGGAGUCAUCUUCCGAUUUAAACCCAUAGAGGAGACAUCAUCCUAGCUCAAGCCUGGCUAUCAGUUUGUGAUGUAGCUGCGGACUCAAGUGAACCGAACCACAUGACAUCAAACCACCGGAGACGAAUUCCAAGCCGCAAAUACUUGCAGUAAUCAGUUAUUGUUCUUUGUUUCUUUUAGUUGAUUGUGCUAUUUGUUUCAAGUUAAAAUAAGAAGAGAACUGGUCGUCAUGAUGUUUAAGGAACCACCUCUUCCACAUUUCCA